AUGACAAAAUAUGAUGGAAGUACCGACCCGGGAGCCCAUAUUAUUGAUUUCAACAAAUUAAUGAGGACAAGCCAAGUGAGUAGCGAUCUGAAGUGCAUGUUAUUCCCGAUGACCUUGACAAGAGCAGCAAAAACAUGGUCUCAAAAACGUGAAUGCUCUUCCUUGGGCAAUGUAAAACAACAACUCGGUGAGAGUUUAAAGGCCUAUAUUAAUAGGUUCAACAUCGAAGCGACCAAGGUGAAGAACGUUGAUGACAGUGGGAGACUCAUGGCCUUGGGGGCAGGCAUAACUCAUGGAUCUUUACUAUGGGAUAGCCUCCAAGGGAGAGGUGCCCCCGGUAUUGACGAAUUUAUGAAAAGGGCCCAAAAAUAUAUAAACAUUGAGGAAGCCAGGUUAGCUAACAACCUACCUCUUCCCUCAGGACAACCUGUUUCAGCUACUACAACAACAACUUCCACCAAUCCAAAGGCAACAACUGCCAACCCUCCAGCCACCAAUAACUCUGGGCACAAUAAUAAGAGAAAGGGCGAUAAUGGAGGAGAUCAGAACAAUGCCAAAAAGUGCAAAGGUUAUCAGUCCAUGUUCACAAUAUACUCUGAACUUGUGGAGACACAAGAAACCAUAUAUGUGGCAAACGAACAUCGGGUGGCCUUUCGGAUACCUGAACCCUUGAAAGGAAGUCGUGCGAAGAGAGAUCCAUCCAAGUAUUGCCAAUAUCAUAAAGAAAUUGGCCAUACCGCCAACGAGUGUCGAAACUUGAGGCAUGAGAUAGAGACUCUUAUACGUAAUGGGCCUCUUGCUCAUUAUGCACGCAAUAGGCAAUACAACCAACAGGGAGCGAAUGGGGCACCCGGAAACAGUGCCCCUAACCCACCGGCACAACCACAAGGGGGACAACUGGGACAUAACCCGGACAUUCCUCCACCUGUGGAAGGAGAGGAUGUAUUGGUCAUAUCAGGAGGACCACACUUUGUAGGGGCCACCAAUGGGGCUCAAAAGAGAUAUAUUAAUGAGAUUAAGAACUCAGAUAAGACUCCUUUCACACCAGAACAACGUGCUCCCAAGCAAAGUCGAAUGGAUGACCAAACCAUAACAUUUUCCAAUGAAGAUGCUCAUCAUGUACAAAGUCCGCAUAAUGAUCCACUGGUGAUAACAUCUCAAAUCGCUAAUAGGAGGGUAAGGAGAGUCUUGGUUGAUAACGGUAGUAGCGUGAACUUGUUAUAUAAGAUAACCUUGGAGAAAAUGGGGUUAAGUGUGCAAGACCUACAACCAUGCACUACCAAUUUGGUUGGAUUUAUUGGAGAUAGCGUGGCCAGCACAGGAAGAAUCACUCUCCCAUUGACACUCGGGGAGGCCCGAAAAAUAGUCACCCGGAUGACAGAGUUUGUGGUGGUAGACCUACCAUUUGCCUACAAUGCCAUUUUAGGUAGACCAGCGUUACACACGCUGGGGGCAGUCACAUCGAUCAAGGAUCUGGCCUUAAAGUUUCCAACUGCUAUCGGGAGUGGAAUAGUUAAAGGAUAUCAACUAGCUACACGUGAAUGCUACAAUGUGGCUAUGAGGGGACAAACCUGA
This is a messenger RNA of Cannabis sativa, 1575 nucleotides long. RefSeq lists its product as uncharacterized. The record is from RefSeq and is a predicted model, not a curated record. NCBI's taxonomy places the organism in Eukaryota, Viridiplantae, Streptophyta, Magnoliopsida, Rosales, Cannabaceae. The transcript has 3 exons. Bases 1 to 1575 code for a protein of 524 amino acids.